Akanthomyces muscarius is the source of this 1758-nucleotide messenger RNA. RefSeq lists its product as uncharacterized. The transcript has a single exon. Gene Ontology annotation, molecular function: transmembrane transporter activity. NCBI's taxonomy places the organism in Eukaryota, Fungi, Ascomycota, Sordariomycetes, Hypocreales, Cordycipitaceae. The coding region runs from base 1 to 1758 and encodes 585 amino acids. Gene Ontology annotation, biological process: transmembrane transport. Gene Ontology annotation, cellular component: membrane. The record is from RefSeq and is a predicted model, not a curated record.
AUGGCCCCGUCCGACGACCGGCCUGCGGCGGCCACCAGCCAACGCAAUGACGACCACGACGACAACCUGUCCACAUAUACCGUCAGCGACGACGGCGUCUCUUUGUCCGACACGUCAGAGCGCCGGCGCCUGAUCCGACGCAAAAAGAAUGUCCGCACCAUUGCCCUCGUCGUCGCCACCCUCAUGUCCCUGUGCGCCGGCUCCAACGCCGUCUUCUCGCUCUACGCGCCCAAGUUCCAAUCCCGUCUGCGCUACACCCAGUUCCAGGUCAAUGGAGUCGCCAUCGGCAGCUCCGUCGCCCUGUACCUCCCCAUCUCCGUCAUGGGCUACGCCUGCGACCGAGCCGGGCCCGCGCCGCUGUCGCUCCUGGCCGCGCUGCUCUUCGCCACCGGCUACGGCACGGCCGCCACCCUCUACCGCAAGCUCGACAUCGAAUACAAUGUUCUCGGGAAAUCGCCCGAGCGCGGCAACGAGUGGUCCUAUCCCCUCAUGGUUUUUGCCUUUGUCUGCAUCGGCGCCGGCACCUGCGCAAUGUACAUCUCCGCCGUCUCGACCUGCGCCAAGAACUUUGGCAAGGGCAAGUACAGAGGUCUCGCCCUGGCGCUGCCCAUCACCGCAUUUGGCAUCAGUGGCAUGUGGAUCAGCCAGUGUGCCAGCCGGUUCUUGUACACCCUGCGGCCAGAUGGCUCCAAGGGCGACGUGGACGUGUUCCGUUUCUUCAUCUUCCUGGCCUUUCUCCUGUUGGCUGUCGGAGUUCUCGGCUUCUUUACCUUGCAGGUCGUAGACGAGCAAGACUUGAUUGAGGAAGCCAUCGAAGAGUUGGAGCAAAGCGGUCUUCUGGACGAUCGCUCGCUACUUCGACGUGCGGAGAGGACCUACGGAACGAACACUCCCGGCACGCCUGCGUCCCUCGAAAGCGCGCCGCUGCUUGCUGGUUCUUUUAGAGACGACGAUGAAGCCAAGUGGAAGAAGAACUGGAUUCUCAACGCCGAGACCAGGAGGUUUCUGGCCGACCACACCAUGUGGCCGUUUGCACUUGCUUUUCUGUUAAUGGUCGGACCUGGCGAAGCAUUCAUCAACAACCUCGGCACCAUUAUCGGGACGCUGUCUCCGCCUAGUACGGAAGGCUUUGGGAGCGAGACGUCGGCGGCUACCCAUGUGUCCAUCUUUGGUCUGACGAGCACCUUUGGCCGCAUGUUGAUUGGGACCAUCACCGAUCUGGUCGCCCCCGCACCACAAACGCAGCAUGCCCAGCUACCCAUUCAUCGCACUUCGAGGCUGCAGCGAUUUACCAUUUCUCGCGUGGCAUUCAUGUUCUUCUUCGCCAUGGCCAUGUCCCUGGGCUUGGCAUUCCUAGCCUCGGGCGCGGCGCAGAACCAUGCCGACCGCUUCUGGGUCGUCUCCGGCCUUGUCGGCGCUGGCUACGGUGCCAUCUUCAGCCUGGCGCCUUUGAUUGUCACAAUCAUCUGGGGCGUUGAAAAUUUUGCCACCAACUUUGGUAUCGUGACCACGCUGCCUGCCUUGGGCUCGACAUUCUGGGGCCUCGUCUACGCUGCCGGCUAUCAAUCUGGUGCACACCAACCCGGCCAGCCGUCCGGGCCAAACGAUGGUGGCGAGGAUGAGCUUUUCUGCUAUGGAAAGCGCUGCUAUUCCGCCACCUUCUGGGGUGAAGCCAUUACCGUAUGGGUCGCCUGCGCGCUGCUGCUUUGGGCUUGGCUGGGACCUGGUGGCUGGAGGAAGCGCGGUAUCCUCAUCUAA